AUGCACCGGAUUCACUCGUGGGCGAAAGCUCACGCAUCCUCUCGCGGCCUGACAAACCAGACACCCCCCGAACAGGCCGCCGAUCCAGACCCUGCUGAAAAACCGCCUCAAGAUGGACAAGUGAACGUCCCCGUGGAGGACCCAACUCCAGGGUCUGUCACGGAAACCAACCCAACCCCCGGCCUUGCACGCCGCAUGCGAAACGGAUCCGUCCGUUUCUACCACCAUACCAAAGAUGCUAUCUGUCAUAGCUGGGUCAAUGUCCUUUUGGUCUUCGUCCCAGUAGGUAUUGCCUGUGAGGCCGCAGGACUCAACCCGGCCAUCAUCUUCGCAAUGAACGCAGUAGCCAUCAUUCCUUUGGCUGGACUACUCAGCCACGCUACAGAGAGCGUCGCUAGUCGACUGGGAGAUACAAUUGGAGCACUUAUCAACGUCACUUUCGGAAACGCCGUGGAGUUGAUCAUCUUCAUCAUCGCCCUGGUCAAGAAUGAGAUUCGAAUCGUUCAAGCUUCAUUGCUUGGCUCCAUCCUAGCAAAUCUACUCUUGAUCAUGGGUAUGGCAUUCCUCUCUGGUGGUCUUCGCUUCCAGGAACAAAUCUAUAACAGCACUGUCACCCAAAUGAGCGCAUGUCUACUCAGUCUCAGUGUGGUCAGUCUCCUCUUGCCGACUGCCUUCCACGCCUCUUGGUCAGAUAGCGCAAACGCCGACCGAGAGACCAUCAAGGUCAGCAGGGGUACCAGUGUUGUGCUCCUAUUGGUGUAUAUCCUGUACAUCAUCUUUCAGCUUCGGACUCACUCCUACUUGUAUGCUAGCAUUCCCCAAGCGAUCAUCGAUGAGGAGUCCCACCCUGGUGUCCUGGCGGAGUUUAUGAACAGCUCUUCAGAUUCCUCAUCCAGCUCCAGCGAUGAGUCUGACGACACGACGACAUCGUGGACCACCGCAAAACGCAUCAAGAGAGCAAUGAAAUACCGCAGACACCGAAAGUCAAGCACUAGCUCCAAGGGCACAGCAUCUCGCACUUCGUUCCAGAAAAGAGCUAUGGCGUCUACUUCGAACGAAAACCAGAGCUCCGUUCCCGAUUCCAUCGGCAGCAACGAACAUGCCAUCGAUCUUGGCGACGAGGGUCGCUACGACGCUGAUGAUGAUGCUCAGGAUCCUGCCGCAAUUCGUUCUCGUGACUUUGGAAUUGCUCUCAGCCAGAUGGAUAGCCGCACGAGCAAAAAGUCCAAGAAGCGUGAUCGGAAAAGACGCAAGGCCCUGAAAGCAGAAAAGAAGGCGCAGAUCCAGGCUCCUGGUGAAGGCGGACCUUCGAAUAGCCUGGCCCCCGCGCUCAAAGGCAUACAGCCUUCGCCCAACUUGGUUGGAUUUGAUGGUAUCACAGACGAGACCCAAAAGCGCCGGUCUCCCUUCGGCCCUAUCCCAUCUCUGCUCUCCAACACCGUCUUUAGCUCUCAGUCACCGGCCAUGUCGCCACGCAUUGGAACCGCUCCGCGCCCCGGCCUCUCUCGUAGUAAUUCGUUGCCCGCACACAUCAGCCGUCCUCCCCCGGCCGGUAAUGCAGUCCAGUUCGCUCGUGGGGCUUCUCGCCUCACCGAUCCCACCGAAGCCCCGGUUGCGGAGACAGCCUCCCAGGCCCCGGAACCCGAAAUGUCACGUACUGCUGCUGUUGUGAUGCUGUUGCUAUCCACUGGCCUAGUCGCCGUGUGUGCUGAGUUCCUGGUCGAUGCUAUUCCGACCAUGAUUGCCAGCUCGAACGUCAGUGAAGCGUUCAUCGGUCUUAUUAUUUUGCCCAUUGUUGGAAAUGCCGCCGAGCACGUUACUGCUGUCAGCGUUGCGACCAAGAAUAAGAUGGACUUGUCUAUUGGUGUCUCUGUCGGAAGUAGUAUUCAAAUUGCUAUCUUCGUCACACCCCUGGUCGUCAUCCUGGGAUGGUGCAUGGACAAAGAUAUGUCACUCUAUUUUACCCUGUUCGAGACCAUUUGUCUCUUUGUCACCACCUUCGUCGUCAACUUCCUGGUCCUAGAUGGUCGGAGUAACUAUCUCGAAGGUGUACUCCUCAUUGCAGCCUACAUCAUUAUUGCUUUGUCCGCCUUUUUCUACCCCUCCAGCGGCCAGGCGAGUAGUAUUGCAGGCUCAGAGUAA
Penicillium salamii is the source of this 2142-nucleotide messenger RNA. Lineage: Eukaryota; Fungi; Ascomycota; Eurotiomycetes; Eurotiales; Aspergillaceae. The record is from the annotation of a GenBank genome assembly.